Biomphalaria glabrata is the source of this 1056-nucleotide messenger RNA. RefSeq lists its product as uncharacterized. Bases 1 to 1056 code for a protein of 351 amino acids. Gene Ontology annotation, cellular component: membrane. Gene Ontology annotation, molecular function: G protein-coupled peptide receptor activity. The record is from RefSeq and is a predicted model, not a curated record. The transcript has 3 exons. NCBI's taxonomy places the organism in Eukaryota, Metazoa, Mollusca, Gastropoda, Planorbidae.
AUGAAAAAGAAGUACAACUCGGAAGAGAUGAAAAAGAAGUACAACUCGGAAGAGAUGAAAAAGAAGUACAACUCGGAAGAGAUGAAAAAGAAGUACAACUCGGAAAAGAUGAAAAAGAAAUACAACUCGGAAGAGAUGAAAAAGAAGUACAACUCGGAAGAGUUGAAAAAGAAGUACAACUCGGAAGAGAUUAAAAAGAAACUGGGUUUGAACGAGGCUUCCAACAUCAACUUCCUUUUGUUGUCUAUCACAGAUGUUGGUGGACUUGUCUCUGCGCUGCUUUUCGGAAUCUUUAUCAAUCCCUUGCUGACUGGCCUUCAAUUACUACCGUUCGAUCCGCUGGCUGUGGGAUAUAUAUUUGCAGCAUGGCCAAGAGCGUAUUUCUCCAAGAUGACGUGUUGGAUCACAGUUUACAUAACAGUGGAGAGAUGUCUGUGCAUUGUAUCCCCGCUGAAGGUCAGAGACAUCUUGACCCCAAGCAGAACUGUAUUUAUUCUAACUGCUAUCUACGUAUCCAUCUUCUUCAUCCACUUUAUACGAUUCUUUAUGGGCACGCUCUUUCUGACUUAUUACAUAGACUCGGUGAACAACAGGACCUGGCUGGGACUUGGUGUCAGUCCCAACUACAGCGACGGUGACAAAAUAUCAGGCACCGCCAGCACCGUGGCAUUCCUCGUCCCCUUCCUCAUCUCCGUGGUGUCUACCUCUGUCCUGACGUUUGAGCUUCACCAGACAGGGAAAUGGCGUAGAGCAAUAGCUUCCCAAGAUGAUUACAAAACUGCCAAACUAAUCAAGCGUGAUCACUCCAUUAGUAAGACCAUCGUGCUGCUGUCUACGGCUCUAAUUGUAAGCUAUAUUCCCAACACAGUCAACUGCAUCCUGCCGACAGUGCUGGACGGCUUUAAGCUGUUUGGAAAGUACAACAAUCUGUACAUCGUCACGUGGUCAUUUGCUUACGUCUUCGAGUCCAUCAAUUCCAGCACGAGUCUCAUCAUAUACUACGUAAUGAGCAGUAAAUACAGAAAAACUUUUAAUUCUAUUUUUAAUUCUCCAUAA